AUGGACCAAAAGACCAUUGAUGACAUGGUGAAAGAUUUAGUGGAGGAGCGUCUGAAAGUUCUAGGGAAAAUUUCCGAAAACUAUGAUAACCUCUCAAACGGCGGCGAAGAAGAAUCUUUGCCAUCACCGCAGCAGAAUACGCAGCAGAAGUCUGUCAAUAGUCCAGCGUUAGUCGGCGAGACUCCUGGUAAGGAUACAGGGGUGAAAAGGACUUUGGCUGAGGAGUUUGACAAGGAUACAGGGGUGAAAAGGACUCUGGUUGAGGAGUUUGGUAAGGAUACAGAGGUGAAAAGUACUUUGGCUGAGGAGUUUGGUAGUGUCGCUAAAGUUACUGAUCUUGAUUUCGUAUAUGUUUCUCCUUCAAAGGCUACUAAGAAUGAUAAGGAUGCUAAGAACGAACUUGCGCCGGAGUCUGAUGUCGAGAAUCAGGAAGUGGUUAGAUCUGCCGUAGUAAAGGAAUAUCGGGAGAAACGUGUUCAAUUAUCUCCAAAAGGGUUUGCAUUGACGAUAGUUUCUUCACCACCUGUUUUUCCAUACAUUGGAGAAGAUGGAACGACGUGCAUGAGAAAGAAUGUUAAGCCUUCAUCAGCAAUAUAUGACCCUUUAGCACCUAUUGAUCUGAUGCUAUUCGAAAAACUGAUGCAACACAUUAAGGGAAUUCCACCCAAACCACCAGCACCAGCAGAUAAACCAGCAGUCCUCUCUCCUGAUCAUGAGAGUGACUUCUACAGCAUACUCAUCCAUGAAAGACCGUGGCCGGAAAAGGAAUAUGGAUGGGUGUUUGAUAAACAUGUCGGUGCAUAUAUAAACGUCCUCAUUAAAAGGUCCAUGCGAAAUCCCACCCCAUUCUGGUCUAAGCGGAUUGUCUUCAUUGACGUUUGGGUGUUAAGUUUUUGGAUUCACGAUUGCAAGCAGUUCAAGAUAAAAUCGAGUAUGAUCACGUUCAAAGGCAAUGGUUAUGAAGAUCUAAUAAACGGUAAGCUUCCCCUUGAAUGUCAAACAAACUUUAAGUGGUAUGAAGAUGUGGAUCACUUGUACGGAUGUCUUCAAACCGGCGGAAAUCACUGGGUGACGGUUCACGUGGAUCUGAAGAAGGAGAAGAUUGAUUGCUACGAUCCAAUCUUUGGACAUGCAACACCCGAAAGUGAGCAGAGAAUACUAGAUUCAUUUAAACCGCUAACGCUUAUUUUUCCCGUGAUGUUGAGUGAACUUAUUCCUGCCAAUCUCCGAUCCCCUAGUAAGAAGAAGUUCGCAUUCAGAAGGAGGAGCAAAAGAUACACUCCACAAAACACCCAGAUUGCCGAUUGUGGGGUGUAUUCGUUGAAGUUUGUGGAAUGUCUAGCGCUUGGUGUAACUUUUGAUGGGAUAAACGAUAACAAUAUUCAAGGUUUAAGGGUGAAGAUGGCAGCAGAGAUCCUCGAUGAAGGAGGAAAUAAUGAGAUGAACAAUUUGCUGGUCAAUUGA
Molecule: messenger RNA, 1464 nt
Organism: Brassica oleracea var. oleracea
Lineage: Eukaryota; Viridiplantae; Streptophyta; Magnoliopsida; Brassicales; Brassicaceae
Exons: 3
Coding region: 1-1464 (487 amino acids)
Biological process (GO): proteolysis
Molecular function (GO): cysteine-type peptidase activity
Source: RefSeq, a predicted model, not a curated record